Molecule: messenger RNA, 255 nt
Organism: Colletotrichum aenigma
Lineage: Eukaryota; Fungi; Ascomycota; Sordariomycetes; Glomerellales; Glomerellaceae
Exons: 3
Coding region: 1-255 (84 amino acids)
Biological process (GO): mRNA splicing, via spliceosome
Cellular component (GO): precatalytic spliceosome; U2 snRNP
Source: RefSeq, a predicted model, not a curated record
AUGGCCGACAAGCUCCGCAACCAGCAAGAACUCGAGCGCCUGCAAGCCAAGUAUAUUGGCACAGGACACCCCGACACGACGAGUUGGGAAUGGAAGACCAACAUCUACCGCGACACCUACUCCUCUAUUGCCGGCCACCCACCCAUGCUCUCCUACAUGGCUUUGGCAGAGAACGAGCCCACGCAGCUCCUUAGAGCCAGACUGAUUCGGAAAAUGAUGCAACCAGCUGGCCCGCCACCAGUACGCGAAGAUUAA